CAAGUCUCUAGAAAUAUAAUAUUAACAGGUCUUGCUAACGUUAAAACCAUGAAUAACCUAUUAUGUUCCGCUCUGUUGAUUUCAGUUAUACUUAUUCUUACAGACGCAGGUUGUUUAACGGAUCCUAAAAUAACAGACGCAAAUUUUGAUAAAGAUUGCAAUGGAAAUGUAGUCAUUACAUGUCCAAAAGGUUUCAAGAAGGUACAAGGGCUGGAAUGUGUUGAGGAAAAAUGGAGAUAUCAAAACCCAAUAUGUAAACCCCCAGAUUGUAAAAAUGGUAGAAUAUUGACGGCAGAAAAUGGAACAUUAAAAUGUAACUGUCCACUAAACACAUUCGGUGACGAUUGCAAUUGUCGAUACAAGUUUACAAAUAAAACAACUAUGUUUCCCAAACCCUACGCAGAAAAAUUUAUAUCUGAUUCAGCGAUAUGUGAUGAAAGCUGUGCUAACGAUAUCAGAUGUUCCGCUGCUGCCGUGUCUGUUGGUACUAGAAAAUGUUGUCAUUACGAUACACCAAUCAUCUUCGUGUCGUAUGUGUUAAAUGAAGACCAAUGUAUUGAAAAGUGCAACGAGAUGAGUGAAUGUAAAACAAUUGGCAUUGGAAACGAAAUGGGUUUGUUCUGUUUUGUAUUUAACGCCACCUUUGACAAGAUUCCAGAUAUUAUGAAACAAACUGACACUAGCGCUUUUAGCGUAGCAGAAAAAAUCUGCGAAUAAUAAAAAAAACAUGUUUAUCAUGAUAUAGACCU
This is a messenger RNA of Lottia gigantea (owl limpet), 749 nucleotides long. RefSeq lists its product as hypothetical. The record is from RefSeq and is a predicted model, not a curated record. The transcript is spliced from 4 exons. NCBI's taxonomy places the organism in Eukaryota, Metazoa, Mollusca, Gastropoda, Lottiidae. Bases 49 to 717 code for a protein of 222 amino acids.